Molecule: messenger RNA, 3497 nt
Organism: Mastomys coucha (southern multimammate mouse)
Lineage: Eukaryota; Metazoa; Chordata; Mammalia; Rodentia; Muridae
Gene: Thap6
Product: THAP domain containing 6
Exons: 5
Coding region: 347-976 (209 amino acids)
Source: RefSeq, a predicted model, not a curated record
AAAAGAGAUACGCGUUGUCACCACCCAAGACAGGACGAGAACGAAAAGUGAAAAAAAGCAGGCACGCCACGCCACAGCCCAGUGGAACUCACAGAUGGAUAGGGGGAGAACACUACUGCAUUAAAUGAGAUCACAGCUUGGAGCGACACUGGAAGGACAGUCGUGUGUCAGGUGUCCCUGGGGAAGGGGACGCUCGGGCUGAAAGUUGAAUGACAAACAGUACGCCAGCAGGAGUUUAUGUGCAAAGACCUGUGAGAGAGAAAAUCUGGCCCGUAAGAACAUGAGAGAAAGAAGCCUACAAAGUUGGAAACUCAGACCUCAAGUUUUGUUAUGAGUUGCUAAAAUCAUGGUGAAAUGUUGCUCGGCCAUUGGAUGUGCUUCUCGCUGUUUGCCAAAUUCCAAGUUAAAAGGACUGACAUUUCAUGUAUUCCCCACAGAUGAGAACAUCAAAAGAAAGUGGGUAUUAGCCAUGAAAAGACUAGAUGUGAAUACUGCAGGCAUUUGGGAGCCUAAAAAAGGAGAUGUGCUGUGUUCGAGGCACUUCAAGAAAACAGACUUUGACAGAAGCACUCCAAACACUAAGCUGAAACCAGGAGCCAUCCCUUCUGUCUUUGAAUUCCCAUAUCACUUACAGGAGAAAAGAGAAAAACUUCAUUGUAGAAAAAACUUCAUUCUCAAAACCCUUCCUGUCACUCACCGUGGCCACCAGCUUGUUGGUGCCUCAUGCAUUGAAGAAUUCCAACCCCAGUUCAUUUUUGAACAUAGCUACAGUGUUAUGGACAGUCCAAAGAAACUUAAGCAUAAAUUAGAUCAUGUGAUCAUCGAGCUAGAGAAUACCAAGGAAAGCCUACAGAAUGUUUUGGCCCGAGAAAAACAUUUUCAAAAAUCACUGAGGAAGACAAUCAUGGAAUUAAAGGAUGAAAGCCUCAUCAGCCAGGAAACGGCCAAUAGACUGGACGCCUUCUGUUGGGAGUGACGGAAACGGCCAAUAGACUGGACGCCUUCUGUUGGAGUGACUGAAAUGGCCAAUAGACUGGACGCCUUCUGUUGGGAGUGACGGAAACGGCCAAUAGAAUUGGACGCUUUCUGUUGGAAGUAUUGCCGUGGAAGCACAGCAUGAGACCGUAUUUUAUGAGGUCAUUUCUUUUAUGUUCCAUCUGCAGUUGACAUGACAGUGUUCCUUAGAAGAUUCUCCCACACCGCCACUCAAUCCUGUCAGCACUGACAGCAUUAUGCAAACCAAAAACUUGUUAGAGAUGUGCAGAAAGGUGCUGUGGUCAUGCUCUGUGUAACUUGUGACAGUUUUUACAGACCUAAACCAGUGCUGGGUCACUACUGUAUGGUGGUUAAAUCUCACAAAAGUAAGGAAAUAUAUCCAGUUGGCCACAUUAAGUGCUGGCAAUUAGAAAGAACAACAUACGUUUACUUGUAUAUGCUUUAUAGUAAGUUGUGAUACUAAUUUUAAACAUCUUACUAUAAAGCAAAAUUUGUUUGCAACACAAGUUCAUCUUGCACCCACCCCCAAGGUGCUUUAGUUAUUAAUCAUACUACAGAGUAUUCUUUUUAAUAAGGCCCUCAGUAGCACUGACCCUGAGAAUAAUGCAUGGAAAAGACUUACUGCCUUUUAAGUUAAGAGGCAAUUAAAGGAGACCACUGACAGGGUGCCCGUUGUCGGGCACAGUGUGCCAUUCCUCCACACCAGGACUAGUCCGAUGUAAACCGUAAAGAAUAGCUGUAAGCACCAUAGAGGAAGCGUGUAAAACAUAAGGAAAACUAUUUAAAAUGUACAGACCUUGCCAUGGAAAUAGAAACAGAACUGAUGACUGUCCAGUGGUGGUAAUUAAUUACCUAGUGAAACGGGCGUUCAGAAGAGCUGCUUUGAAACUUCUUACCAAAUAGACAAAAGAAAACUCUUAGCUAUUCUACUGACUGAGCCAAAUGUUAAAAAUUAACUGAAGUUAAGAGUCAAAAAUAGCUGGUGAGAUGACUCAGCGGGUAAGAGCACCGGUUGCUCUUCCGAAGGUCCUGAGUUCAAAUCCCAGCAACCACAUGGUGGCUCACAACCACUCGUAAUGAGAUCUGACGCCCUCUUCUGGUGCAUCUGAAGACAGCUACAGUGUUCUUAUAAUAAAUAAAUAAAUAAUAAAUACAAAAAAAAAAGUCAAAAAUACUGUCAUAAAAAGUAUUAGCCAAAGUCCCAGGCCAUGCUGAGCACAGGUCUGUAAAUGAAUCUUACUCAGAGAGCUGUGCAUAGUUACCAGAAUAUGUGUAGCAAUUGUUUCAUCGUUUUAUUAAAUCACUUUCAUGUUUUGUAACUUUGUUUCAUAUUAGUAUCAUACCAAUAUGGUCAGUGAAGACUUUUGUGUUGAGGAUAUUUAAUUUUCAUGUGGGACUGUAAAGCUUCCCUCUAAUAGACUUUUCCCACAUCUGAAAGCUAAGUAUUGUGCUAAGGGAGGGGAAUGACUGAGAUCCAUUCAUUCCCCUCACGUGUUUUGUUUUUAAUUGCCUACCUUUCAUUUCUUUUCCCUGUGUAAUGUCUAAGUCACAGUGGGUACUCUAACAGGAAGUGUGGGUAGAUUCUAAGCCCCCGGCCACUCUGUGAGCGUGGGCAUUAAAGUUGGUGACAGAGUGACUGUAAGAGGAAAGGCUGCAGCGGAGUCUGCAGACUUCCCCUCCCCUGGCUGCCUGUAAUAGAGCACGCCUGCAAGACUCUGCAAAGGGUCCAGAUUCGCCCGGUUAUAGUUGCAUGGUCACUCGCUGCUUGUGUCUUGCAGAACUCAAGUCUUUGUCCUCUCUUUCACUAGGUCUAGUAUCACUGAGAAAUUGGUAACUGGGAGAAAUAUCAGUAAGAACUCAUUUGCUCUUUACUCUUCCAGAGGAGUGUUACCAAUAGAACUAGGAUCCCUACCACCUGCCACCUAAAUGCCUAAACCCAGUCCCUACCUCAGUCCUCCACUCAGAGAUUGCAGUCUAGGUCUUCCAGGGAAAAACUGCUGUAUAUACAGUAAAGCUACUUUAGGUGGUGAUGGUGAAUGCCAUUGAUCUCAGCACUCCAGGGCUUAGAGACACAGGCAGGUGGAUCUCUGUGACAUAAAGAACAGCCAGGGCUACAUAGAGAAAUCCUGUCCUGAAAAAACAAAGAUGAUGGUGAUGACGAUGUAAAGCUAAAUCAUGACCUAUCUAGAAGUCCUCAGGCAACCAAAGCUGACCCAAGAGCUCUAGUUUCUAAACAUAGACUGGUCUCUAGACCCUGAAACACCCUUGAUUUCCAAAGAAGGUACGAAGGACUCGAUGUGGCAUUUUCUUCUCCAUAUCAAGUUUAAACUUCUGAAAAUAAACUUUGUUGCUAAAGGGAGCUAUAAUUAUACAAGUCUUUAAUUUGAGAAAAGAUGAAAAUGUAUUAAAUACAGUUUUAGUUUUUAAAAGUAAAAUUCUUAACAAGUAAUUGAGAAAUGAAAGCUAUUAUUCAUUUGAAAAAUAAAAAUUUUGUCUAAUAA